AUGGCAGGUCACAGGAUUAAAAGAGUUAAAGAGAUGAAGCUCCUAGGUAUCAUACUAGAUGAAGGCUUUACCUGGAUCCCCCAUUUAAGAUCGCAAAGAACAAAAGCAUUAAAAAUAGCCAUGAAUCUAAGGAAAAUGCAAGGCUCCAAAUGGGGACUGCGUCCCCAUAUUCUAAAGAUCCUAUACUCUGCAGUAGCAGAAAAGAUCAUGAUCUACGGGGCGGCAAUCUGGGCAAACCCCAUGACCUGCAGGAAACAAAAAAUUCUUCAAAGUUCCCAAAGACCUUUCGUACUGGCGAUUACAAAGGCAUAUCGAACAACGUCGACAGCAGCCGCAGCAGUUCUGGCGGGACUAAUCCCGUUACCAAUAAAAGCACAGCAGGAAGCCGCAAUUACAAUGUUUUCCCAACUGCAUAGAAAAGCACGAUUUGGGGAGUUCAGCUAUGACCCUGCAGACUUCGAGUUUAAAAGUUCAAAACUUAAAACGCACCCUUCAGAUUACGGGAAAGGUGUUGUGACUCACUUCGCCCCUGAAUUACCACCAUCCAUAGAGGGCCCGGGCUUCAUGAUUUACACGGAUGGGUCGAAGAUGGACAAUGCAGUCGGCAGCGCAUAUACAGUUUUCCAUAAUGGCACUGAAGUGCAAACCUGGAAGUGCCAUAUGUCUCCGCACAAUUCGGUCUUCCAGGCGGAAGCCCUUGCUUUGCUGAAAGCAAUAGAAUGGGCACAAACUACCACAGCAGAAGAUUUUACAAUCUAUACUGAUAGCCUAUCGGUACUAUACGCCAUCAACGACCCACGCCACACCUCCCCACUCGUGUCCCAAAUUCAGGAGACACUAAGAAAUACGAGUCCGGUCCAAAAAAUUGAAAUCUCUUGGGUAAAAGCGCACGUUGGUGCCCAGGGCAACGAACGCGCAGAUACCCUGGCAAAAGAGGCAGCACAGGACCGGGAUGCGGUGCAAAUAGACCCACCUUUACCAAAGUCACUUCUCAAGCGGCAGACUUGGCAGUCAGCUCUGUCGCAGUGGCAGCAGGAAUGGAACACGUCACCACAGAGUCGGCGAACUUUCGAAUUCAUACGAAAAGUGGACACGGAACGACUCAUAUCUGCGCCCUUCUUAACAAGAUUCAUCACAGGACAUGGGCCGUUUCCGACCUACUUCGCAGAGAGAAAUAUAUCCUCCACAGACCUAUGUGUCUGCGGAAAAAUCGGGUCCCCCGACCACUACCUGACGGAGUGUCAACUCACCACACAAUGGCACGUUAAACUCCCGUCGAAUAAUGUGGCCGCCUUUAAAAGAUUCGUGCUGAAACAACCACGACUUAUGGACAAAAUCAAAAAGAUCAUGGAUCACUUAGAAGUACUGGGGCAGGAGCUCUGCAGCCCUGCAUAG
Stegodyphus dumicola is the source of this 1395-nucleotide messenger RNA. RefSeq lists its product as uncharacterized. Lineage: Eukaryota; Metazoa; Arthropoda; Arachnida; Araneae; Eresidae. The record is from RefSeq and is a predicted model, not a curated record.